UGCGCCGAGGUUUCGUUCUCGGUGCCCGCCACCAGCCAGAACAUGGUCUUCGCGUCGCCGCCCGACCCGGACAACUCGACGGCCAUCAUCGACUUCAUGCGCCAGACCUGGCUCGGCAACGCGCCGGCCACGAACGGCACCACCACCGUCUCGGGCACAUGGACCAUCGCCGGCACCUACUGCGCCCCGCCGCCGGGGCAAGCCAAGAAGCUCGCGCACAGCACGCUACAAGUGCUCAUCCACGGCAUUACCUACAACCACUCGAUGUGGGCGGGCAUGGGCUUCCCCUUCUCCUCGGACGCCGACGCAGAAGACCACAUCUACAACUGGCACGCCUACGCCAACUCGCGCGGCUACGCAACGCUCGCCCUCGACCGACUGGGCCACGGCGCCAGCCCGCAGCGUCCCGACCCGCUCUCGGUGGUGCAGCCGCAGCUGCAGGUCGAGAUCCUGCACCAGAUCGUCGCGGCCGCGCGCAGCGGCUCGUCGGCCUACAACGUGCUGCAGACUGCCUUCGAGCGCGUCGUCAUCGUGGGGCAUUCCUACGGGUCCUACGUCGGCGCGGCCCUCGCGGCGCAGCACCCGGCCGACGCCGAGGCUGUCGUGCUCACGGGCUACAGUAACUACUACGACUUCAGCGACGUCAUCAACGCCGAGUGGCGUGCUGCCGCCGAGCACGACCCGGCGCGCCUGGGCGCAUCACUGCCCAAGGGCUACGUCACCAUGGCCCGCGUCGAGGACCGCGUGGCGUCUAUGUACGCGGGCGCCUACGACCCUGCGAUCCCUCCCGUGGAUUUCGAGGGCGAGGAUACCCUCACCGUGGGCGAGAUUGGCGCGCUGGGUGCCAUUCUCGGGGAUGCGGUCGGGUAUGGCGGCCACGUGCUGGUUGUGACCUCGGUCGACGAUGCCUUCUUCUGCCAGGCGCCCAAGGACAAGUGUGAGGCGCACCUGGCGUCGACGGCGAGCAGCUUCCCGGAUGCGGCCAGCUACGAGUUCUUUGCGCCCGAGGACACGGGGCAUGAUCUGACGCUGCAUUACUCGAGCACGGAGACGUUUGAGAGGGUGCAUGACUGGUUGGACGAGAAGCUGUGACGGGGAUGUCCUUGAAUAUCGAUGAGAAGCCGGAGUUAGGAGUGGUAAACAAGGCCGUGAGCUUCAUCCCUUUGGGGGGUUAAUACUACACAUGCAUAUUUGCAAAGGAAGACCGUGCCAUGUCCAGU
Messenger RNA from Chaetomium strumarium, 1220 nucleotides. RefSeq names its product Alpha/Beta hydrolase protein. Bases 43 to 1092 code for a protein of 349 amino acids. The record is from RefSeq and is a predicted model, not a curated record. Lineage: Eukaryota; Fungi; Ascomycota; Sordariomycetes; Sordariales; Chaetomiaceae. The transcript has a single exon.